Molecule: messenger RNA, 995 nt
Organism: Argiope bruennichi
Lineage: Eukaryota; Metazoa; Arthropoda; Arachnida; Araneae; Araneidae
Product: isoamyl acetate-hydrolyzing esterase 1 homolog
Exons: 6
Coding region: 151-891 (246 amino acids)
Molecular function (GO): hydrolase activity, acting on ester bonds
Source: RefSeq, a predicted model, not a curated record
UUUGUAUUCGCGGCCUAGAGAAUCAGGUUUAAAUUAAGUAAGAGUCUUCGUUUCUAAAUAUGCUUUUUGAUACAUUUCGCUUAUUAAAAUAAGUAAUUAUUGUAAAGUGAAUGUGCAAAAGAAAUUAUAUUCAUUCAGUAGCUGAAGAAAAUGAGCUUGAUGUGGCCAAAAAUUGUCUUAUUUGGUGAUUCUCAAGUGCAGCGUGCAUUUGACCCAGCUAAUGGAUCAUGGGGUGCCUUGUUAGCAAAUAGGUUUCAAAGAGUUGCAGAUGUUAUAACCAGAGGAUUUUCUGGCUACACUUCUAGAUCUGGUUGCAUUAUUCUUCCUCAUAUCUUCUUUCCAGAAAACAUAUCAGAUGUGGGGGCAUUUGUGAUAUUUUUAGGUACUAAUGAUUCAUCUGGCAAAUUUGAUGCACCACAGUACCAUGUGCCGGUUGAAGAAUAUUCUGAAAAUUUAGAAAAAAUGAUAAAAUAUCUUCAGUUAAUAGGUUUGAAAAAAGAUAAGAUCAUUCUUAUAACACCAGGGCCAUAUCAUGCAGAAAAAUUUCUGAACUGGUGCCAUGAAACAGGAAGAAAUUUUCCAAUAAAAGAUGAAAAGUUGGUGCCCAAAUAUGUUGAAGCAUGCAUCAAUGUUGCUAAGAAAUAUAACCUGGAUUCAGUCAAUAUAUUUGAAGAAAUGAAGAAAGACGAGGACUGGUCAAGAUUUUUAAUUGAUGGUCUUCAUUUUGCUCCUGAUGGUGCCAUAUUAAUAUAUAAUUUAUUGAAACCCAUCCUUGAAAAAAAGAUUGAUCCAUCUGAGAUGUUGCUGCCUUAUUGGCGAGACAUUAAUCAUAUCAAACCAAAAGAUAAUGAUGAUGUAUGUUUUAAAAAGUGCCCCAAUGUUACAGCAUAGAAAGAAUGAAAAAAGAAUAUUUGUGUGUCUGUAUUUAUUAAAAUUUGGUUUAUACAUAAAUAAAAAGAAAUGCCUGUACAGUGAGAGGAUAUAAUAUGACUAGU